AUGGUUCAGAGGAAGAAGACUUGUCUAACAAUCGAGUCUUCUUCCAAUCUCCAACCUGAAACUCGGUUUGGGCAAGAACAUCUCAAGAAUCUUGGACCAGAGAUGAUGAUGAUGAAGAGAACUAAACCUAGGAGGAAGCUUAAAGACAAUCAUGUUUCUUCUCAAUCAGGUAAGUCACAAGAACUACCAAAGCAUGACCUUGUUGUUAAAGUGAUAGGUGGUUCACCUAAUUACAUGAAAGGCACCAGUAGUUCUGAGGCAAGGAAGGAGAACAAGAAAAAAUUUAAUCUUUCUAGGAAUCAGAAGAACCAAACCGGUUCAAAACAUGAUUCUCGUUAUGGAGUUAACAAGGAAAGAAGUUGUAACAAGUCGAGUUCGAGGAACGGUAGAGGUUUGACAAAGGCUCCGAUUUUCAAGAGAUGUUCACAGAGAGCUACUUGUUCUUCAACUCUAAAAGAUUCCAAGUUUCCAGAGUAUUUGAUGCUUAACCAUGGCGAGACUUUUGACCAAGUUAAUGGAACCUCUGUCUUGAAAGUCUGUCCUUACACGUAUUGUUCACUCAACGGUCAUCUUCAUGCAGCGCAGUAUCCUCCUCUGAAAAGCUUCAUAUCGUUGAGGAGACAGAGUUUGAAGUCACAAAAGAGUGUGAAAAUGGAAGCUUCUGAGGAAGAGUUUGUGAAGAUGGAUGAUCUAGAGGAGAAGAAAGAGUUUGAGAAUGGUAAUGGAGGUUCUUGUGAGGUUGAUAUUGAUAGUCAAAUAUCGGAAACUGUUUCUGAAGGAGCACCUCGUUCUGAAACUGAUUCUGAUGAUUACUCUGAUAGUGCUGAGAUGGUGAUUGAGUUAAAAGAAUCUUGUUUGGAGGAGACUUUGGUGGAUGACUCUGAGAAUGAGGUCCAAGAGAAAGCAAACAGAGAUGGAGAUACCUACCUAUUAAAAGAAUCUGACUUGGAGGAGACUUUGGUUGAGGAUUCUAUGAAUCAAGAUGAAGGAAACAGAGAUGGAGAUGCUGAUCACUCUGGUUGCUUUGAUUCUGAAGUUAUUGGUAUAAUCAAGAACUCAGAAGCAGAUAUUGUUAUUGAUGAGACUUUGAUAGAUGACUCUGUGAAAGAUUUCGAAGAUACAACAAACAUAUAUGGGGAUGCUAAUGAAUUUGGUUGCUUUAAUUCUGAAGUUAUCGAUAUGAUGAAGAACACAGAAGCAGAUACUGCAAUCGGGGAGACUUUGGUAGAUGAGUCUAUGAAAGAGAUCCAGGAGAAAGAAAACAAAGAUGAAGAUGCUGAUGAAUCUAGUUGCUUUGUUUCAGAACUUAUCGAUAUGAUAAAGAACUCAGCUGCAAGUGAUGCUAUUGAGGAUAAAGAUGCUACUGGUGAAGAGACACUAAAGGAUAAAGCUGAAGAUUGCAAAGAGGUGUCUAAAGGCCAGACUGAAGUUAUAUUGAUGACAGAAGAAAAUGCAAAGGUUCCAUUUAACCGUACACGAAAACCCUGCAAACAAGAAGAGUCAGGCUCUACCAUUUCAUGGACUAUCAUCAAAUGCAAGAAACCCGUUGCAGAGACCGAGGAUUUAAGAGAAUUUAAUCCAAGAGAACCAAAUUACCUUCCAGCUGUAAUGGAUGAGGAUGCUGAAAAAGUGGACCUCAAGCAUCAAGACAUAGAUGAGAGGAGAAAUUCAGAGGAUUGGAUGUUUGAUUAUGCUCUGCAGCGUGCUGUUAGCAAACUUGCCCCAGCAAGGAAGAGGAAAGUUGCAUUACUCGUAGAGGCAUUUGAAACCGUGCAACCACAUGGUAGAGAACCUGAACAGGUUUUAAGUUAUGGAAGACACCUUCAAGCCUGCAAUUAACGAAGGUCCAGGGAUGAUCCAAGGAAGCCAACUAAAGGAAAGAUGAGUGACCUUUGUUUAUUUACUUACAAGAAUCAAACCCAAGUGUAAACUUUGAUGGUUUAUUUCCUAGUUCUUUGUGUGGUAUUUAUGCUCUUCAAUGUAUUAAUGACUCUGUGUGUGCUUUUGCUUGUGGACUAAUUUCUGGGACAAUCAUAUGCGUUUGUCUAGUUCUAUAUAACUACUUGAAAAUUGUGAAA
Molecule: messenger RNA, 2078 nt
Organism: Arabidopsis thaliana (thale cress)
Lineage: Eukaryota; Viridiplantae; Streptophyta; Magnoliopsida; Brassicales; Brassicaceae
Product: Plant calmodulin-binding protein-like protein
Exons: 2
Coding region: 1-1839 (612 amino acids)
Molecular function (GO): calmodulin binding
Source: RefSeq, marked reviewed